This is a messenger RNA of Exophiala spinifera, 753 nucleotides long. RefSeq lists its product as uncharacterized. The transcript has a single exon. NCBI's taxonomy places the organism in Eukaryota, Fungi, Ascomycota, Eurotiomycetes, Chaetothyriales, Herpotrichiellaceae. The record is from RefSeq and is a predicted model, not a curated record. The coding region runs from base 1 to 753 and encodes 250 amino acids.
AUGUCUACAGCCGUGCUCUCCGGCAAGGUCGCCCUCGUCACCGGCGGCAGCAAAGGCAUCGGCGCCUGCGUUGCGAUGGCCCUCUCCCAGCUCGGGGCCAAAGUCGUGAUCAGCUACGGGAGCGACGCGUCGGCGGCGGACUCGACGGUCUCCAAGCUCGGGGGUCCCGACAACGCCCUCGCCGUGCGGGCGGACGCCGGCAGCGUCGCGGGGAUCGAGUCGCUGGUCAGCGCGACGGUGGGGAAGUUCGGCAAGAUCGACAUCCUGAUCCCCAACGCGGGCGUGCCGGAAAUGAAGACGGUGUCGACGACGAGCGAAGCCGACUUUGACCGCUCCUUCAACCUGAACGUCAAGGGCCCGUACUUCCUCGUGCAAAAGGCGCUUCCGCACAUGCCUCGCGGGAGCAGCGUCGUGCUCAUCUCCACGACCCAGACGGCCGCGUCGACCGUCACGGCGCCGUACACCCUGUACUGCGCGACGAAGGGCGCCGUAGAGCAGAUGGGCCGCACGAUGAGCAAGGACCUCCUGGCCACGAAGGGGAUCAACGUCAACGUCGUCUCGCCCGGUCCGACGGGGACGGAGUUGUUCUACCGGGGCAAGUCCGACCAGGUGCUCCGGAUGAUCGCGGGCCUGAACCCCAACAACCGCAUCGGUACGCCCGAAGAGGUCGCCGACGCCGUCGUGUUCUUGUGCCGUCCCGAGGCCAGGUGGAUCUCGGGUCAAAACAUCAGGGUCAACGGUGGCCAGGCAUAG